Messenger RNA from Paramecium primaurelia, 887 nucleotides. NCBI's taxonomy places the organism in Eukaryota, Ciliophora, Oligohymenophorea, Peniculida, Parameciidae. The record is from the annotation of a GenBank genome assembly.
AUCUAAUGCAAUAGACAACAGAUUAUGAUGAAAUACAGCAUUAUCUUAAACUAGCUUAAGAUGGAGAUAUCGAUGCAUAAUUCAAAGUAGGUUUAAUGUAUGAAGAUGGAAAAGGUGAUUAAUAAAAUAUCUAAGAAUGUAUCCAAUGGUAUUUUUAUUUAUAAUCUUUUUAGGUAUCAAUUAGCUGCUAAUAAACAUCCUUAAGCAGCAUAUAAUCUAGCAUCCAUUUAUUAUUUAGGUAGAGUUGUUGCUCCUGAUUAUAAAAUUGCUUAUAAAUAUUUUAACAAAGCAGCUGAAUUAUAGAAUGAAUAAGGAAUGUUCUAACUAGGUUUGAUGCAUUUAUUUGGAUAAGGAGUAGAAUAAGAUUUUGAAAAGAGUAGAGCAUGGUUUGAAAAAGCUGCUAAACUAGUAUUUAUGCUAUAUUUAUAAUUUCCAAGGGAUCAGUAUCAGCUAUGAAUAACCUAGGAAAUAUAUAUAGAUCUGGUAAUGGAACUCAUAUUCAAAUUGAAGAAGCUAAAAAAUACUAUAGAAUGGCAGCUGAUAAAGGGGAUUUAUGUGCUAUGACCAACUUGGCUACAGUAUUAUUGUAAACGAAUCCAACUGAAGCUUUUGAUUGGUAUUUAUAGGCAGCCAAAGGUGGCUUUGAAAAUGCUUAAUAUAAUCUAGCUGUGCUUUAUGAAGAGGGAACAGGAACUAAAUUAAACUUAUAACAGGCAUUAUACUGGUAUAAAUAGGCUGCAUAAGCUGGUAAUAUUGAAGCAAAAGAAGCUGUCACUCGUUUAAGUCCUCUAGUUCAAAAUUAACAAUAAAAUGACAAACAAUAGUAAGGUUAAAAUACAAAAUAAUCGUCUGCAAAAUAAGGUGGAUGUGGCUGUAUUGUAUUUUGA